Messenger RNA from Momordica charantia (bitter melon), 528 nucleotides. The record is from RefSeq and is a predicted model, not a curated record. NCBI's taxonomy places the organism in Eukaryota, Viridiplantae, Streptophyta, Magnoliopsida, Cucurbitales, Cucurbitaceae.
AUGAAGAAGCUCCUCCCCAUUCCCUCCUUUCUGGCCUUCCUCUGUUCCUUUGUUUCUGCUCUGUCGACUCAACCGCCGGGCCCCGCCGGUCCGACCAACAUCACGGUCAUCCUCGUAAAGGCCGACCAGUUCACAACCUUCAAUAAACUCCUCAAAAGCGUACAACAGAGCGACCAAAUCAAUAAUCAGCUCAACAAUUCCAACCAAGGGCAGGGCCUCACUCUGUUUACUCCUCCAGACAACGCCUUCGCCAAUCUGAAACCUGGAACUCUCAAUUCCCUCUCCGAUCAGCAAAAAGUUCAGCUGGUUCAGUUCCAUGUGCUCCCCAAUUUCGUUUCCAUGUCCCAAUUUCAUUCCGUCAGCAACCCUCUUCGUACCCAGGCCGGAAACAGCAACGCCCGCCAGUUUCCCCUGAAUGUCACCACUUCUGGGUCUCAGGUCAAUUUUACCACCAGCGUCGUCGACGCCGUCGUCGCCAACACCAAUUACACCGACGGCCAACUUGUCGUUUACCACGUCACCAGCUAA